Molecule: messenger RNA, 396 nt
Organism: Colletotrichum graminicola M1.001
Lineage: Eukaryota; Fungi; Ascomycota; Sordariomycetes; Glomerellales; Glomerellaceae
Exons: 1
Coding region: 1-396 (131 amino acids)
Source: RefSeq, a predicted model, not a curated record
AUGGUCGAUAGAUUCGACUCCUACUUCCCCGGCCGCAUCAUGGGUCAGCCACAAGAUGACGAUGGAUCCACGGUAUACGUGUCCACCGACAACGGCUGGACCAACGACGAGAGAAGCGUCACCGGUAACCCCGGCCCGCCGACGUUCGCUGGCCCGGCCACUCAUUCGAAAUCCCCCAACCUCAUCGACUUUGAUUCGUCUGGUUACGGGGAUAUUCCCUCCAGCAAUAACCUCACGGAGAAGACGACUAUUGUCAUGAAUCAAAACUCUGACCAAACUGGAACCGACAAUGCCGUCAAGGGGGUCCAAUCACUUGGUCUUGGUUCUCAUUCCCACACUCAGAGUGAAAGCAACCUGGAUCCUGCAUCGGCAGGCUCCAUUUGCACCGGCUCGUAA